GGAUCUCUCCCAUAACCAGAUCGCUGGUUUAGAUGUUGAGACGUUCGAGAGCCUGACUUCUCUGGCAAAACUAGAUAUAAGCCACAACAAGAUUUCUACAUUAGAAGAUGGAAUAUUUGAUAAUUUAUUUAAUUUAAGUGAAAUAAACUUCAGUUGGAAUCCAUUCGUUUGUGACUGCAAACUCUCCUGGUUGCCCCGAUGGGUGGAAGAGACAAGAGUGAGCGUUAUUGAGGCGGCGGAGACGAGAUGCGUGCACCCUCCCGAGGUGGCAAACCUCUCCCUCUUCGAUGUCCUGUUCCCCAAUGCCACUUGUGGAGCUCAGUACAUCGCGUGUCUGACCAGCAACCACACAGAAGGGGCUGAGCUCAUCGUCCUCUUCACGUCUGCUCACAAUGGGAACCUCACCCAGGAGACCUGCGGGGCCCUGUGUUACGCCGAGGACCAGGAAUAUGGAGGUUUCAGCCGCCAGGGACAGUGUUUGUGUGGCACUGCCCACGAAACGAACUCUUCCUCCGAUUGUUUGCCCUUUUGCACUGAGCAUUUGCCCGGGCAGGCCUGUGGUGGCCCAUCACUCGUCCCCUUGCCCUUCCCGGCAUCGCUGCCUGUGUCCUUCACGGGACUGCAGCCCCGGUACAGCCUGCACCAGGCCGUGCUCUUCAACGUCAGUAUUCCCAUUGCCGUCAGCACUUUACUGUGGGAAUUUGGGGACCAGACAGAGGUUCUCAACACCACUGGAAACACAGCUGUCCACACGUAUGCCUUACCUGGGCAGUACAACGUCACCGCCACCGUCUUCGUGGGCACCAGGGACAUAGACGUGCAGGCAGAGAUUGAGGUGGUGGCUUCGCCCCUGCAGUUGGAGCUGCAGUGUCCUUCCUUGGUCAAGACGAACGAGAGUCUGGACAUACGGAUCCGCAACAGAGGCGGCACUGGGCUGGCGGUGCUGUACGGUAUCACCGCUGAGGCCGGGGAGCUGGGCAGAGCGGUUCACCCCAUGUGUCCUCCCGAUGGCCUGGUGUUCCCGGGCAACAACCACUGCUACCAGCUGGUGGUGGAGAAGGCCGAGUGGCUGGAGGCCCAGCAGCACUGCCAGGAGCACGGCAAUGGAGAGCUAGCGUUUGUGAGCAGCCCCGAGAUCCAGAGCUUCCUGGUCGCCCGAGUCAUCAGGAGCCUGGAUGUCUGGAUCGGCUUCAACGAUUUAGCGAGCGCUGGCGCCCAGCAGAGAGGAGAAGGCUUUAACCUGGAGAGCUGUCAGAACUGGCUGCCAGGAGAGCCCCAUCCCUCCAACGCCGACCACUGCGUCCGGAUGGGCCCGACGGGCCAGUGCAACACCGACCUGUGCAUGGCCAAGCACAGCUACGUCUGCGAGUACAAGCCAAAAGGAGUCCUCCUAAAUGACAAAAACUUCUUUGUGGGAGACCCCACGUUCGGGACACGCGAGGCUGUGAAAAUUGUGACGGGAGAUGUGAUGGAGGAUGUGCUGUCAUCUCCGGGACAAACUGAGGAGGUGAUGGUGUUCCCUGAGCUGGCGUUCAGGCACGAGGGGUACGUGACUGCCCUGGAGCUGGUGACGCAGGAGCUGCAUCGGCCCGUCCGAGUGAGCUUCCAGCUGCACAGACCGACUGGUGAAGGCGACCAGGAGGGAGCAAACGCUACAGAGCCAUUGCUCGCUGCUCAGGACGAUGGGAACGGGACGCUCCUUGAAUGUCCCCCUGGUUUCCAGUGGUGCCAUUUGACUGAUCUGUGCUCAUCGCUCAACAACUGCUGCAACGCGACCGAGUGUGCCAACGCUUCUCUUGCCCGCGCCGCUGCCCCCGUGUCCCUGCAGCACAACGAAAGCCAGCUCAGCUAUGGACUCCUCGGGGAGUUUCUCUUUACGAUACCAGCGGGCCCCUCUGCCCAGUAUCUGGUCACACUGAGAAAAGAAAAUAUUGUUGUCAAGGCCAAGGACAUCUUCAGUAUCCAGCACAACGCGGGCGUGGGCUCGUUCCUGCAGUGCCAGCCCAGUACCACGUCCCCAUACAGAACCAACGUCUUCAGCACCAACUCCUCAGAGUGGGUGCUCGGCCUCUCCGACGGCUCCGGCGGUGCCUCCUGGAUGAACGACACUGUUUGCUCCGUUCGGGUCCGUUACGCUGAGGAGCAGCUGGUCCCGGUGAUGAACCCUGGCAACGCGGGGCUGGAGCAUCCGGGUCGCUACACGGUCAGAGCCAGCGUGGACAACAGCAUCUUCAGCGCCAACCUGUCCUGCGGUUUCUGGGUGGCCUCCGGGGUGUCAGGCCUGCGCGUGAUCCACCCUGCUCCUCAAGGCAGCAGGGUCUACCUCCCGUCCAACCACACCACCCUGCUGGUCAAGCUGUCCUCGGGGCUGAACGCCACCGCUCGCUCCUUCCCCUCCCAGGGCUCCUCCCCAGCGGCUGUCGCCCCGCCGGCGGCCGACUGUGCCAGGGAGACCAACGACACCUGGUUUGCUGCGGUCAGCCUGAGCGGCCUCCGGGAGGGGGUCAGCACCCACGUCCUCGUCGCGGAGAACGCCGUCAGCUCCCAAAACAUCACCGUCACCGUGAAAGUGGAGGAGCCCAUCCGCGGGCUGCGGGCCAUGCCUGACCCCGAGAGCAGGGUCCUUUUUUUGAGUGGUCGCUGCCGCUACGUCCCUGUGAUGGAAGCUGGGUCAGACGUGACUUUCCGAUGGACGGUAGAUGAUAAGCCAUCGUUCACUUUUUACAAUGUUGUCUUCAACGUUAUCUACCAAAGCCCAGCUGUGUACAAGCUUUCGCUCACCGCCUCCAACCACGUCAGCAACUUCACGGUCAACUACAACGUCACGGUGGAGAUGAUGAAUAAGAUGAAGAACCUGACGGUGGCGGGCGUCCUGCCGGUCCUGCCUCAGAACAGCACCGUGGAGCUUACAGCGACAGUGCAGGUCGAUUCAGCUGUGGAUGCUUUGUUCCUGUGGGAUUUUGGAGACGGUGUCCAGGAGACGUACCUGUUCAGACCCCCCUACAACAAGUCCUUCCUCGUCCCUGACCCCAGCGUCCAUGAGGUUGUCAUUGAGCACAACGUUUCACACGUCUAUCAGGACCCAGGAGAAUACGCCUUGGUGGUUCUGGUGUCAAACCAGUUUGAGAACCUCACCCACAUGACCCCGGUUCACGUCCACAGUUACCUGGUUGAUGUGAAGAUGGAAACCGAGGAGGAUGUGUUAGUUGUGAGCCGUCCGGUCACCUUCAGAGCCCAUCCGUUGCCGUCUCCGUACGGCGUGGUGUACAGCUGGGACUUUGGGGACGGGUCCUUGCUGUUCACAGAGAGCCAGCCUACAGCGACGUACAGCUACCCCCGAAGAGGGGUGUACAACGUCACCGUGACGGCCAACAACACCAUAAGCAGCGUGGAGGUGGUCGAGAGCUACCAGGUGUUUGAAGAGAUAACGGGGCUCCGUGUCUCCGCAGAUGAGGCAGCAGAGCUGGGAGCAUCCGUGACCCUUAACGCUUCGGUGCAGACGGGGGACAGCGUCACCUGGGUGUUCGAUCUGGGGGACGGGACGGUGCUGAGGACUCAGGUGCCGGUGGUAGAGCACGUGUACGUAAAGGACAUCAACUGCACCGUGAACGUGACCGCUGUGAAUCCUGUCAACUCCGUCUCCCAGGCUGUACCCAUCCGGAUAUUUGUGCUGGAGGUGCUCAAAAUAGAGCCCGACUCCUGCAUCCUUGAGCACCCGGAUGUGCAGCUCACCGCGUAUGUGACCGGGAAUCCCGACAACUACGUCUUUGAUUGGACUUUUGGAGACGGCUCCUCCAACGUCACGGUCAGGGGGGACCCCGUGGUGAUGCACAACUUCACCCGAAGUGGGACGUUCCCCCUCUCGCUGACUCUCUCAAGCAGCUUUAACAAGGCUCACUAUUUCACCAGCGUCUGUGUGGAGCCAGAGAUCGUCAACGUCACCCUCCUCCCUUCCAAGCAGUUUGUGAGGCUUGGAGAAGAGACCAGCUUCCAGGUCAGCGCCGUGCCUCUCUACCGGUACCGCUACCGCUGGGAUUUCGGGAACAACGAGUCCACUAGGUCGAGCGGGACGGAAGUGACCUACACCUACAAGAACACGGGGGUCUUCCUGGUCACGGUAACUGUGUCCAACAACGUCUCUUUCAACAACGACACGGCGUUUGUGGAAGUCCAGGAGCCGGUUGGGGUAGCAAAGAUUGAAUACAACGGGACGAGUGUUUUGGAGCUGAACCAGGUGUACCUGUUCUCUGCCAGCAUGAACGGGACCAAGGUGAGUUACUGCUGGGACUUCGGAGACGGCACCACGCAGCCUGGCCAGAUCGCUGCCCACUCCUACAACGCCACGGGCCACUACACAGUUAGCGUGAUGGGCCAAAACGACGUGAGCUUUAAUGAGACUGUCGUCGAGGUGACGGUCAAGCGUCGGCUGCAGGGGCUGACCAUCAACGCCAGCAGGACGGUGGUGCCGUUGAACGGCUCGGGUUUUUGCGCUGCCCCCCCCAGCCGCUACUCGUGGAUCCUCUGUGACCGCUGCACCUCCAUCCAAGGCUCCUCCACCAUUUCCUACACUUUCCGCUCCGUGGGCACGUUCAACGUCAUCGUGACGGCGGAGAACAAGAUCAGCUCCUUGCAGGACAGCAUCUACGUCUACGUCCUGGAGCAGAUUGAAGGGCUGCAGGUGGGCAGCACUGACCUGGUGGAGGACGCCUAUUUCCCCACUAACAAAACGCUCCACUUGCAGGCAGUGGUGAGGGAGGGGACAAACAUCUCCUACAGCUGGGUCGCCCAAAGGGACGGCGCCGCUGUGCAGAGCUUCGCCGGGAAAACCUUCUCCUUGAGCAUCCUGGAAGCUGGAAACUACACUGUCUAUCUGAAAGCCACCAAUAUGCUGGGGUGGGCAACUGCUAACAGGACAGUGGAGUUCAUUGAGAGCAUUGGUCUUUUAAAGCCUUACGCCUUCCCCAACCCAGUCGCUAUUAACGCCUCUGUUAACAUAAGCGCCACCGUCAGCAGUGGCACUGGCAUCACCUAUGUGUGGUACCUAGAGGACGGCUUCUCUCCUGUUACCUCUGAGCCCUUUAUCAUACACUCCUUCCAGAGCCCCGGGGUGACAGAGGUCGUCAUCGGGGCAGAAAACAAGCUGGAUGCCACCAACACAACCAUUUACAUCUGCGUGGAGGAGGUCAUCGAGGGGCUGAGCAUAGGGACAGCGGAGCUGGACUGCAGGUACGUCUCGUCAGGCUCCACUGUGGUCUUUGAGGGGGAGCUGCAGAGAGGGACCGAAGUGACGUGGCUUUGGGAGGUCCCCAACAGCACGUUGACGGGGCAGGCCGUGGCGGUCACGUUCCCCACCGCGGGGCUGUACACGGUCCACCUGAACGCGUCCAACGCCAUCAGCUGGGCGCUGGCCAGCAGGAACAUCUCGGUGCUGGACAGGAUUCAGGGGCUGGAGGUGCGCGCCAGCAGGAAGGUGGUGGAGCCGGGAGAGCAGGUCACCUUUGUCAUCAGGAUGCUGUCGGGCACCUCCGUGAGUUACUUGGUCAGCAUAAGCGGGGACUACUCCGUGGUGCUCAACGGGUCCAGGUACACGCACGAGUUCACCAAGAGCGGCGAUUAUUUGGUGACGGUGACGGUGCAGAACCAGAUCAGCAUCGCGCACGCCCAGGUGCUCAUCUCUGUGCUGGAGGCCAUCCGUGACGUCCGGCUCCUGAACUGCUGCGAGAAGGGCAUGCCCACGGGCACGGAGAAAACCUUCAGCGCCCAGGCGGGCAGCGGCUCCCGUGUGUCCUUCUCCUGGCACUUCUCCCUGUGGAAAGAGCGAGGCCGGUCUGUGGUCACGGUGGUGGGAGAGACGGUUUCCUACACUCCAGAGGCUGCAGGGCUGCUCGAGAUUCACCUCAGCGCCUUCAACGACCUGGGAGGUAUCAACGUCACCAGAACCAUCCAGGUGCAGGACCCGAUAGCCCAGGUGUCCCUCACUGCCUCCAACGCCUUCGUCAACAGGACGGCGCUGUUUGAAGCGGCAGUGGUGCCCAGCAGCCGGAGCAUUGAGUUCUUGUGGACCUUUGGGGAUGGCUCUUCCACUCAAACGACCAGGGUUGCGGCAGCCAACUAUUCUUACCUGAGCCCUGGGGACUACCUGGUGGAGGUGAAUGCCACCAACCUCAUCAGCUUCUUCAUAGCCCACCUCACCGUCACCGUCAAAGUCCUGGAGUGCGAGGAGCCGGAGGUGGAGUUAGCCUUGCCCCCGCAGGUCGUCAUGAAGCGGUCCCAGAGGAACUACCUGGAGGCACAGAUCGACCUCCGGGGGUGCAUCAAGUACCAGACAGAGCACCUAUGGGAGAUCUACCGAGCACCCAGCUGCACGAGCCUGGACGACUCCAGCAGGAUCCGCCUGCCUAACGUUGACGUGAACAGGCCCCAGCUGGUGAUACCCAAGCUUGCCCUGGAGGUUGGCAACUACUGCUUCAUCUUCAUCGUCUCCUUUGGAGACACCCCCCUGUCCAAAAGCAUCUUUGCCAAUGUGACUGUGAUCCCGAGUAAGCUGGUGCCCAUCAUUGAUGGGGGGUCGUACCGUGUAUGGUCCAACACCCAGGACUUAAUCUUGGAUGGGGAGAAAUCCUACGACCCGAACUUGGAUGACGGGGAACAGACUCCGUUGUUGUACGAAUGGUCUUGUACCUUUUCCUCCAAGAGCUCGGCUGCAGGGUGCUCUCUGCAUUUCAGUGCCAAGGAAGGAAUUGUCACAAUUUCCAAAGCUGUCUUAGAAGCAGAUGUGGAGUACACGUUCGACCUGACCGUCAGGAAGGAGGGCAUGAGUCCCGAGGCCACCAACCAAACCGUGUUCAUCAAGAGGGGGGGAGUCCCCAUCGUGUCCCUGGAGUGCGUUUCCUGCAAGGCUCAGUCUGUCUACGAAGUGAGCAAGAGCUCCUACGUCUACCUGGAGGGGACCUGCCAGAACUGCCACAACGACUCCAGAAUUGGGAGAUGGGCAGCGCACAGCUUUAAGAACAAAUCCCUCGUCCUGGACAAGACGACGACGUCCACGGGCGACACGGGCAUGAACCUGGUGCUGCGGCAGGGGGCUCUGAGGGACGGCGAGGGCUACACCUUCACCCUGCACAUCACGGACCUCAGCACCGGGGAGGAGGGCUUCGCCUCCAUCGACCUGCUCCCGAACCAGCCGCCCGUCGGGGGGUCCUGCCGCCUGUCUCCAAAAGGGCCCCUCAGGGCGCUGAUGGCCAAGGUGCACUUUGAGUGCGCAGGCUGGCGUGACACGGAGGACGCGCAGGGCCCGCUGGUCUACAUCCUGCUGGCCUCUCGCCACAGGGACGGUCACUACCACGAGUUCUGCGUCUACAAGGGCAGCCGCGCCGAGCACAGCGCCUUCCUGCCCCCCGGCUUCCACGACAGCGGCUUCGUGGUGUCCGUGUCUGUCCUUGUCCAGGACCAGCUGGGAGCCACCGUGGUGGCCAUUAACCGCUCCAUGGAGAUCGGCCUGCCCGAGGGCUUCCCCAGCCUCUCCCACUGGCUCUACAACCAAACCGACACUGUGCUGCAGGGCUUGGUGAAACAAGGGGACCCUCAGCAAGUCAUCGAGUACUCGCUGGCCCUCAUCACCAUCCUGAACGAGUACGAGCGGUCCAUGCUUCUGGAACCCGAGACCGGGAAUGAGUUUGAGCUCCGGACCUGGACUCGCAACAACAUCACAGAAACCCUGAACUCGCUGAAGGUGAACACGGUCGAUGACAUCCAGCAGAUCUCGGCUGCCCUGGCGCAGUGCACGGUGGUGAGCAAGGAGCUGGUGUGCAAGUCGUGCCUGACGAGGACCUUGAACAAACUGGAGACCAUGAUGAACAUCCUGCAAGGGGAGAUGACCCAGGGCACCGUGACGCCGACCGGCAUCGCCGACAACAUCCUCAACAUCACCGGGGACCUCAUUCACCUGGUCAAUACGGUUUCCCAAGAGUCCAAGCCCCAGGAGCUGCUUUCCGAUUCCCACAACCUGCUGCUCGCUCCCAAAGCCUACAACCUGUCCUCCAGCCUGAUGCGCAUCCUCAUGAAGUCCCGAGUGCUGAACGAAGAGCCCCUUGAGCUGGUGGGAGGGGAGAUCAAGGCCACGGGCAAGCGGACCGAUCCCUUCAACUUGCUGUGCUACGAAAACACGCCGAACUGCCAGUUCUCCAUCCCCCAGGCGUUCAACACCACCCUGUCCAACCUGACGGAUGUCAUUCAGGUCAUGUUCCAAGUGGACUCCAACCCUUUCCCGUUCGGCUACAUCAGCAACUACACCGUGUCCACAAAGGUCGCCUCCAUGGAGUUUCAGACGCACAACGGGGUGCAGAUCCCUAUUGGGAGCCUGGACUCGGAGAAAGCCAUCACCGUGAUGGUGUCGAACAACACGGAUGCCGACGACCUGUCCGCUGGCACCAAAAUCGUCGAGGCGAGAUCGUCUGUGAACCUGAUCGUCACCAUGGAGAGCAACAACAGAGAAGCAGGACUGCACUUCCAGCUCACCUACAGAGUCCUGAACGAUCACUACCUCGCGAGCGAGCCUGAGCCGUUCAUCAUGGCUUAUCUCCACCACGAGCCAGAGCCCAACGAGCACAACUGCAGCGCCUCCAAGAAAAUCGGCCUGGACGCCCUGGCUGGGACUGACCACAAGCUCUACACCUUCUUCACCUCCCCCAG
This is a messenger RNA of Mesitornis unicolor (brown roatelo), 8691 nucleotides long. RefSeq names its product polycystic kidney disease 1 (autosomal dominant) (gene PKD1). Gene Ontology annotation, molecular function: protein binding. The record is from RefSeq and is a predicted model, not a curated record. NCBI's taxonomy places the organism in Eukaryota, Metazoa, Chordata, Aves, Mesitornithiformes, Mesitornithidae.